Sclerotinia trifoliorum is the source of this 1654-nucleotide messenger RNA. The record is from the annotation of a GenBank genome assembly. NCBI's taxonomy places the organism in Eukaryota, Fungi, Ascomycota, Leotiomycetes, Helotiales, Sclerotiniaceae.
AGCAUCACUUUCUUUCCGAACAAGUUACUUUAUUUUUAAUUCCUUAAGCACUGGUUUGCUUUCAUUAUUAAUUUCAUUUCAUUCUCUCUUCCAUGUCAUCAUAUAUUAUCUUUCUUAUUUAAAUUUACACAGUUGUAAUAGCUCAGGCUGGUCUUGUGUGCAUCAUCCAUUUCUAUUUUAUCCGUUCCAGUCCAGUCCAAUCAAUCACCAAACUACGAACCCCAAAACCGAAAUACCCAAGCAAAAUGCUAGUACUAAAACAAAUCAUUGGAGCUAUCUUCGCAUCAGCGACAGUAUCAUCAGCUCUUCCGGCACUUCCCAGACUUAAUGAGAGGGCGUUGAAAAUGUAUGAGAUUAGUUUCAAGAGACAGGUGACGGAUACAGGAUUACCGGCUAAUUUGACCGAUGUGGAUAUUUUACAAUUGUACGCUUUCUUUUCUUUCUUUUCUUUUAGGGACGAGGAAGGCAUAGUCUCUUGUCUCUUUUUCUUUGGGAAGCAGAGCGAUGCGAAAUAUACCUCCUAGGUUACGUUGAAGGGUGGUGGUUGAGAAUGGGGAGAAGGUCGAAAAUGACAUGGGGACAAGCAGACCCCUUCACUAGCUACACUCAAAGAUUCAUAUAUGAUAUGAGUCUCCUUUUACGGCAGUGACCUAGAAGAGAGUCUAUCCCCUCAUCCUUACUGCCUUCCAUACAUUCUCUAGAAAUCCUAAUUAACACCUCAUAGCGCUCUUACCCUCGAGAACCUCGAAACAGCCUUCUACCAACAAGGCUUCGCCAAAUUUCCUGAUUCAGACUUCACAGCACUUGGUCUCACAGCGCAAGAUAUAACCAAUCUCAAAAUGGUCGGCAUGACCGAAGCAACCCACGUAACAACCCUCACGACCGCUAUCUCUGCAAGCGGCACCCAACCAGUCGCUCCAUGCACCUAUAAAUUUAACUUCACCACCGCCCAAAACAUGAUCGCUACAGCCAAUGUCCUCGAGAAUAUUGGCGUGAGUGCUUAUUUGGGCGCAGCACCAUUAAUAAGUAGCAAAGCCAUCUUGACCGUCGCAGCCGAGAUCGUCACAGUAGAAAGUCGUCAUCAAACUUUCAUCCGUACCGCCUCCAAAGUCGCAGCAGUUCCAUCCGCUUUCGACACUCCGCUCGGAAUUCGCAACGUCUUUUCCCUCGCUGCCCCAUUCAUCCAAUCUUGUCCCCAAGGCUCCAAUCUAGCCGUUACGCCCUUCCCGGCUCUCACUAUGACGACGGCAAAUGAAGCUAUUACCGCCGGCUCAACUCUCCAAUUAAGUACGACGGCGCAGGGAGCAACAGCUUGUGCUUUUACAAAUGGAGGACAAGCUGGCGGAACAGCUUUCACGGCUUUUGCCAAUGGGGCGUGUACGGUUCCUCAGGGGUUGGCAGGUGAUGCAUAUUUGAAUUUGGCGAAUCAGAUGCCUGCGACGGGAGUGCUGACGGAUGCUAUUACUGUUGCAGGACCGAUGGUGUUGCAGAUUUCUUAGGGAUUUAUUCUGGAUGGUGUGGUUUUGGGGUGAGGCGGGCCGGGAGAUAUGACCGUUGGGAGCAUGGGGGAGUUAAUUCGUAGAGGAGAAAUGGGAUAGUUGGGACCAUGAGCUGUAAUCAUGGAGACACGAAGACACAACUUGGUCUCGGCAUG